UCGAGGCCCGGGCUGGAGGCUGCAAACGGCGGCUCCCUCCGGGCCUCGGCGCCUGGGAUGCGGGAGCGAGCGCGGGGCCCCGCGGCGGGACGGAGGUGCCCCCAGCCCUGCGAGAGGGGGCUUCGCGUCACUCCGGGUCCUCCCGGCCGCUCUUGCCAUAUUAGGGCUUCCUGCUUCCCAUAAAUGGCCAUGUACGUCACGCCGGAGGCGGGCCCGUACUGUUACAGACCCUUCAAAUAGAGGCGGAUUCGGGGAGUCGCGAGAGAUCCCAGCACGCAGAACUUGGGGAGCCGCCGCCAGCCGUCACCAGCCACAGCCGCAGGACCGGUCCCUGCCCAGCUCCACGCGACCGCGCCGCGUCCACGCCCGCCCGCGGCGAGGACGAGCCGGGACCCUACCGCGCUCAUCCCAGUUGCGCCCCGCAUGUGACCCGGCCGGGUCCCCCCACCCUCCCCCAGGAGUGUGUCCCCGGCAGCGGCGGCCCCCGGCUGCGCGCACCCGCCCCGACACCAGCUCUGCCGUCCGCCCGUCGGUCCGGUAUGGCUGCGGCCAAGGCCGAGAUGCAGCUCAUGUCUCCGCUGCAGAUCUCAGACCCUUUCGGCUCUUUUCCCCACUCGCCCACCAUGGACAACUACCCCAAGCUGGAAGAGAUGCUGCUGCUGAGCAACGGGGCUCCCCAGUUCCUCGGGGCCGCCGGGGCCCCGGAGGGCAGCGGCAGUAACGGCAGCGGCACCAGCGGGGGCGGCGGAGGUGGAGGGGGCGGCAGCGGCGGCAACAGCAGCGCCUUCAAUCCUCAGGGGGAACCGGGCGAGCCGCCGUACGAGCACCUGACCGCAGAGUCCUUUCCCGACAUCUCUCUGAAUGGCGACAAGGUGUUGGUGGAGACGAGUUACCCUAGCCAAACCACGCGGCUGCCCCCCAUCACCUACACCGGCCGUUUCUCUCUAGAACCUGCGCCCAACAGCGGCAACACCUUGUGGCCCGAGCCCCUCUUCAGCCUGGUCAGUGGCCUCGUGAGCAUGAGCAACCCUCCAGCCUCCUCCUCAGCACCAUCUCCAGUGGCCUCCUCCUCCUCUGCCACCUCCUCCUCUUCGUCCUCGUCCUCUUCCUCCUCGUCCUCGGCCUCCCAGAGCCCACCCCUGAGCUGCGCCGUGCCCUCCAACGAAAGCAGCCCCAUCUACUCUGCGGCACCCACCUUCCCCACUCCCAACGCGGACAUUUUCCCCGAGCCUCAGGGCCAGGCCUUUCCUGGCUCGGCAGGGACUGCGCUCCAGUACCCACCUCCUGCCUACCCCGCCACCAAGGGGGGCUUCCAGGUCCCCAUGAUCCCCGACUACCUGUUUCCACAACAGCAGGGAGACCUGGGCCUGGGCAACCCAGACCAGAAGCCCUUCCAGGGCCUGGAAAGUCGCACCCAACAGCCUUCGCUCACGCCACUGUCCACUAUCAAGGCCUUUGCCACACAGUCGGGCUCUCAGGACCUGAAGGCCCUUAAUGCCACCUACCAGUCCCAGCUCAUUAAGCCCAGCCGCAUGCGCAAGUACCCCAACCGGCCCAGCAAGACACCACCCCACGAGCGCCCAUAUGCCUGCCCUGUGGAAUCCUGCGAUCGGCGCUUCUCCCGCUCUGACGAGCUCACACGGCACAUCCGCAUCCACACGGGCCAGAAGCCCUUCCAGUGUCGCAUCUGCAUGCGCAACUUCAGCCGCAGUGACCACCUCACCACCCACAUUCGCACCCACACGGGGGAAAAGCCCUUCGCCUGCGAUAUUUGCGGGAGGAAGUUUGCCCGGAGCGAUGAGCGCAAGAGGCACACCAAGAUCCAUUUGCGGCAGAAGGACAAGAAAGCAGACAAAAGUGUUGUGGCCUCUUCGGCCACCUCUUCCCUCUCUUCCUACGCGUCCCCGGUCACUACCUCUUAUGCGUCCCCAGUUGCCACCUCGUACCCGUCCCCCGUGCCCACUUCCUACUCCUCACCGGGCUCCUCGACCUACCCGUCCCCUGUGCACAGCGGCUUCCCGUCACCGGCUGUGGCCACCACGUACUCCUCCGUCCCUCCCGUCUUCCCAGCCCAGGUCAGCAGCUUCCCGUCCUCAGCUGUCACCAACUCCUUCAGCGCCUCCACGGGGCUCUCGGACAUGACGGCAACAUUUUCUCCCAGGACAAUUGAAAUUUGCUAAAGGGAAAGAGAAGACUAGGGGAAAAGGGAAAGAAAGAAACACAAGAGACUUAAAGGGCAGGAGAAGGAGGUGGCCAUGGCAGGGGACUCCUCUCGGGUCGGAUGGUGGAGGCUCUUCUGGUGAAGACCCGCCUGCGCCCCAGAGUGGAAGGCCCUGGUCUC
This is a messenger RNA of Ochotona princeps (American pika), 2341 nucleotides long. It is a transcript of the gene EGR1, whose product is annotated as early growth response 1. NCBI's taxonomy places the organism in Eukaryota, Metazoa, Chordata, Mammalia, Lagomorpha, Ochotonidae. Gene Ontology annotation, biological process: regulation of transcription by RNA polymerase II. The coding region runs from base 540 to 2180 and encodes 546 amino acids. The record is from RefSeq and is a predicted model, not a curated record. Gene Ontology annotation, molecular function: RNA polymerase II cis-regulatory region sequence-specific DNA binding; DNA-binding transcription factor activity, RNA polymerase II-specific. The transcript is spliced from 2 exons.